Prorocentrum cordatum is the source of this 494-nucleotide messenger RNA. The record is from the annotation of a GenBank genome assembly. NCBI's taxonomy places the organism in Eukaryota, Dinophyceae, Prorocentrales, Prorocentraceae.
GGAGCAGGCCCAGCUGGCGGAGUUCAUGCUCCAGCGCAUCAGCCGCGCCGUCGGCAUGCUGCGGCCAAGAGAGGUGCCCUCAGCAGAAGGAUCCCUGUUGCUCCGCGAGUUCACGGACAGGAUGGUGGUGGACGUGUGCGCGGACCUGCGGCAGUGGCUCGAGCAACUGGCCGUGCUGAUAUCGCUGUACCACAUCCACGUGCUCGACGCGGACUGCACCCGCCGGAGGCUGCUGGCGCUCUGCGAGCAGCAGCGCCGGGAGAUAGGACGACUGACCCAAGACCGCGACAAGGCCCAGCUGGCCUGCAGGGCCACCCUCGGCAGCAAACGCGCGAGCUCGAUGCGGUCGCGGGCCGACCAGCUGUUGGGCAAGAGCACCUCGCAGGAGCAGGACAGCUACACUCAUCAGGAGCUGCUGGCGCUGCAGCAGGAGUGGGAGGCCGAGCGGCUGACGCCGCUGCUGGACGAGGUCCACGAGCUCAGGAGCAGGGGGC